Molecule: messenger RNA, 1597 nt
Organism: Gekko japonicus
Lineage: Eukaryota; Metazoa; Chordata; Lepidosauria; Squamata; Gekkonidae
Gene: TMED4
Product: transmembrane p24 trafficking protein 4
Exons: 5
Coding region: 31-720 (229 amino acids)
Biological process (GO): Golgi organization; endoplasmic reticulum to Golgi vesicle-mediated transport; positive regulation of canonical NF-kappaB signal transduction
Cellular component (GO): Golgi apparatus; COPII-coated ER to Golgi transport vesicle; endoplasmic reticulum
Source: RefSeq, a predicted model, not a curated record
CGUUUGCGCAGGAAGAGGCGGCGGGCAGUCAUGGCGGGCGACGGACACUCCGGGCUGCCGGUGGGGACGGCUGUAGCGGUCGUGUGCUUGGUCGUGCAGUUGGUGGGCCGCGGGGCGCAUGCGCUGUACUUCCACAUAGGGGAGACCGAGAAGCGCUGCUUCAUCGAGGAAAUCCCAGAUGAGACGAUGGUCAUCGGUAAUUACCGGACGCAGCUGUGGGACAAGCAGACCGAGACUUUCCUUCCGUCCACGCCGGGGCUGGGCAUGUUCGUGGAAGUCAAGGACCCCGAUAAGAAGGUGGUUCUGUCCAGGCAGUAUGGCUCUGAGGGCCGCUUCACUUUCACGUCACACACCCAUGGAGAGCAUCAGAUCUGCCUCCACUCCAACUCCACUCGCAUGGCGCUUUUUGCAGGGGGCAAAUUGCGAGUACACUUGGAUAUCCAAGUUGGGGAGCACACCAAUAACUAUCCUGAGAUUGCAGCAAAGGACAAGCUGACGGAGCUGCAGUUAAGAGCGAGACAGCUUCUGGACCAGGUGGAACAGAUCCAGAAGGAGCAGAACUACCAAAGGUACCGAGAAGAGAGAUUCCGCAUGACCAGCGAAAGCACCAACCAGCGGGUUUUGUGGUGGUCCAUUGCCCAGACUAUCAUCCUCAUCCUCACUGGUGUUUGGCAGAUGAGACACCUCAAAAGCUUCUUUGAGGCCAAAAAACUGGUAUAAACACUUAAGGCAACACAAGUGCUUUUAUUAAAAUGUCUCACUGUCCUUCUCCAACUUCCACGGAACUCAUCUUUGCCCUUUGGAAUCAGAAAGAUAAAACAGAAUGUGAACAUACCAGGACUCAUGCUCCCUCUGCAAGGAUACCCUUCCUGUGGAAGCCUCCAGCUUGCUCCUUGCUCUGUUAGAGCAAAGAAAUUGGUGUUGGGGGUUGUAUUUGGGACCUUUGGGGUGGGAACAGAAUUUUGGUACUUGCAGAUAUUAGGCAGAGGAUGCUGUCUUGGAGAGGCUUGGGAGUGAGAUUCUUAAGAUUCCCCCCCCCCAAAAAAAAAAUCUCCUUGCUUUUUCCUUGUCCUGAGUGUGGGGUUGGCAGGUUCUGUCUCUGCAGUGGUUUGGUUGGCAUGGAGAAGAAAGGGAGAAAUUAAGUUUAUACUUGUGUUUUGAUAUGCAUGGGGGGGCAAUAGCAGUUGUCAAAGUCUUUCAGUUCUGUCUCUUUAGUAACAGGAGCAAAUGUUACUGACCCACAUCCCCUCCUGAUGCAAUGUCAUCAGCUCACCUACUCUCAGCAGCAGAGAAUGCACUGCUUCUGUAUGCCUUGGUUUCCUCAACACAGUCUGAAAGGUAACUUUGUCUUGGGGUCAACAAUAGAUGCUAGUUGUGGGACAGCAGAUUUAGCAGUCUCAUUUUUCCCUCAGAGCCUGACAUACAGUGCACAUAGAAGUGUGAGAAGUUCCACAGCACUUAGCAUGGCAGCAGUUAACUGUGGAGUUUCCUAGAGUUUUUGGGAAGAGGUGGCUGUAUGUACCUGCUAUUAAUGAAGAAAGCAACCCUGGGCCUUUAAAAUACAGAAAAUGUGCAGUUGAAUAGUUGUCCUUUACCA